Messenger RNA from Mesoplodon densirostris (Blainville's beaked whale), 5525 nucleotides. RefSeq names its product protocadherin 9 (gene PCDH9). The record is from RefSeq and is a predicted model, not a curated record. Gene Ontology annotation, cellular component: plasma membrane. The transcript is spliced from 3 exons. Gene Ontology annotation, biological process: homophilic cell-cell adhesion. The coding region runs from base 1328 to 4396 and encodes 1022 amino acids. Lineage: Eukaryota; Metazoa; Chordata; Mammalia; Artiodactyla; Ziphiidae. Gene Ontology annotation, molecular function: calcium ion binding.
CUGCGGCACCGGGAAUGUAGCCCGUUUAACGCGCUCCGGGGAUCUGCUGGGCCCUGCUCUCCUCCGAGGGCCGACAGUAUGUCUUGGACCCCAGGUGGACUCUCCCAUCUGUGCAUUUUGGUCCCUCCAUUUAGCAAAGAGAAGUGUGGAACGUGCGCCGGCAGCGAGCCGCCUCGGCAUCCCCCAACCGCCCGCAACGGUGCCAGAGGCUGACGGAUCCGCGCCCGCACGCCCGGCCGGCCUCCCGCGUUCCCUGCUCGUGAGACCGCCGGGUCUCGGCCUCUCGCUGCCCUGUGCCGUCCGGAGCAGCCGCCAGCCCCUCAGCGCUCGUGAGAGCCGCGUCCGCGGGGGCCUGGGGAGCGUCGCCUUUUCCCUCCCGGGCCGGACCCUGCUGGGCAUGCUCAGUGCACCUCCUGGAACCCGGCUCUCCCGGGGCCAGGAUCGGGUCUCCGGGUUUUCGCGGCUGCCGAAGGGGAGCUGGGGAGGAGAGGCUGGCAGAUAGUCAGCGCCUUGUUCCACGCCCAGCUGCGGCCGCCCGCACCGCAAGAUACGGGCCAAUCAGGGGCCGGGGGCGGGGCUUAGACCGUCACUCCCUCCCUCUGGGUUAUUGAGAGUUCUAUCAAGAAAUUCAGUUCAGAGAGAGAAGAGAGAGAAGGAGAGAGGGGCAGAGGAGAAGGGAGAGAGGGAGAGCAUGUCAGACGGGAAGGAGCGCCCUAGAGUCUCCGAAGCACGAAAGAGAUAACCAAUUAGGAAUUUUUCGGGCAACUGUCACCCACCCCGAGAGCAGCCAGAGACUCACCAUCACCCCAACUCUGACGUUUCCUACAAGAAGUUAGAGACUUAAGCAGUAUUGACAUCGGAGGGAAAUGGUAUGUUUGAUGCUGUGGAAAAUACCCCUGAGCUGAAGAAGUGCAACUGGAUGUUGUGUGUGCGUUAAAUACCAGAAGAGCUCAGACCCCGUGGGUAAUAGAGACGAAAUGUGGAGAGAAUGAGUAACGACAAAUCUGUGAAUUUGUUCUCUGGAGUUGCUAAUUUGCCAGCCCGAAGCAACACAUUUUACAAGGAAGAAACGUUUUGCUGCUUCUGAUUUCUCCCCAAACUGGUGCUACCAGAUGCAUGGCUUUCUAUGUAUUGGAACAGCUCAUUUCUAACUGCAGCAUACCGGGAAAGGGGAAAGGUUGAGGCAACUAACUGGCUGUCUCCAAAUAAGUCAUGAGAUGUAAUGCAUCCUCCAGCCCAUGCACGCUUCCUCUUGCAAUUUGUGCAUCAUUCCUCAGUGGAAACCUUUAAUCCCUAAAACCCAGGAAAAGAAAAUAAAUACAUUAUCAUGGACCUGAGGGAUUUUUACCUGUUGGCUGCUCUGAUUGCCUGUUUAAGGCUGGAUUCCGCAAUAGCUCAAGAACUUAUUUACACUAUUAGAGAGGAAUUGCCUGAAAAUGUGCCCAUAGGAAACAUACCAAAGGAUCUGAACAUUUCUCACAUCAAUGCUGCCACAGGGACCAGCGCCAGCCUUGUCUACAGACUGGUUUCUAAAGCUGGGGAUGUCCCUUUGGUGAAAGUAUCCAGUAGCACUGGCGAAAUUUUCACGACCUCCAAUAGAAUAGACAGAGAAAAACUCUGUGCUGGAGCCUCUUACGAUGAGGAGAAUGAGUGUUUCUUUGAACUUGAGGUGGUGAUCCUCCCCAAUGAUUUUUUCAGGCUGAUCAAAAUUAAAAUAAUUGUCAAGGAUACCAAUGAUAAUGCCCCCAUGUUUCCAUCUCCUGUCAUCAAUAUUUCCAUCCCAGAAAACACUUUGAUCAACAGCCGCUUUCCAAUUCCAUCAGCAACAGAUCCUGACACAGGCUUCAAUGGUGUACAGCAUUAUGAAUUGUUAAAUGGGCAGAGUGUUUUUGGACUGGAUAUCGUGGAAACUCCGGAAGGAGAGAAGUGGCCACAAUUGAUUGUUCAGCAAAACUUGGACAGAGAACAGAAAGAUACCUAUGUGAUGAAAAUCAAAGUAGAGGAUGGAGGCACUCCACAGAAAUCCAGCACAGCCAUACUGCAGGUCACAGUAAGUGAUGUAAAUGACAACAGGCCAGUGUUUAAAGAGGGUCAAGUGGAGGUGCAUAUUCCAGAGAAUGCUCCCGUAGGCACCUCUGUAAUUCAGCUCCAUGCCACAGAUGCAGAUAUAGGCAGUAAUGCUGAAAUCCGGUACAUUUUUGGUGCCCAGGUCGCCCCUGCAACCAAAAGACUCUUUGCUUUAAAUAAUACUACUGGGUUGAUUACAGUUCAAAGGUCCUUAGAUCGAGAGGAGACAGCCAUUCACAAAGUGACAGUGCUGGCUAGUGAUGGCAGCUCCACUCCCGCUCGAGCAACGGUUACCAUCAAUGUCACUGAUGUAAAUGAUAACCCUCCAAACAUAGACCUCAGGUACAUUAUAAGUCCCAUCAAUGGCACAGUGUAUUUGUCUGAGAAAGAUCCUGUCAAUACAAAGAUUGCCCUAAUUACAGUUUCAGAUAAGGACACAGAUGUGAAUGGCAAAGUGAUCUGUUUUAUUGAAAGAGAGGUCCCGUUUCAUUUGAAGGCAGUAUACGACAACCAAUAUUUGUUAGAGACCUCCUCUUUGUUGGACUAUGAGGGCACCAAAGAAUUCAGCUUUAAAAUCGUUGCCUCUGAUUCUGGGAAGCCCAGUUUAAAUCAGACUGCCCUGGUAAGGGUUAAGCUUGAGGACGAAAAUGACAACCCACCAAUUUUCAACCAGCCUGUAAUUGAGCUGUCAGUUUCUGAAAACAACCGACGUGGGUUGUACUUAACAACUAUUAGUGCCACAGAUGAAGACAGUGGGAAAAAUGCAGAUAUUGUUUAUCAGCUUGGACCGAAUGCCUCCUUUUUUGAUUUGGACCGAAAGACAGGAGUUUUGACAGCCUCCAGAGUCUUUGACAGAGAAGAACAAGAAAGAUUCAUUUUUACAGUAACUGCCAGGGACAAUGGGACCCCUCCCCUCCAAAGCCAAGCGGCUGUGAUAGUUACUGUUCUGGAUGAGAAUGACAAUAGCCCCAAGUUUACUCAUAAUCACUUUCAAUUUUUUGUGUCUGAGAAUCUGCCAAAGUAUAGUACUGUGGGGGUAAUCACAGUGACAGAUGCAGAUGCUGGAGAGAAUAAAGCUGUGACUCUUUCCAUUCUAAAUGACAAUGAUAAUUUUGUGUUGGAUCCCUAUUCUGGAGUCAUAAAGUCAAAUGUCUCAUUUGACAGAGAGCAGCAGAGUUCCUACACUUUCGAUGUCAAAGCCACUGAUGGGGGACAACCACCCCGUUCCUCUACUGCAAAAGUAACUAUAAAUGUCAUGGAUGUCAAUGACAAUAGUCCAGUUGUCAUUUCGCCACCUUCUAAUACUUCUUUUAAGUUGGUGCCUCUCUCAGCCAUUCCUGGCUCCGUGAUAGCAGAAGUUUUUGCAGUGGAUAUUGACACUGGGAUGAAUGCUGAACUUAAGUAUACAAUUGUGAGUGGGAACAACAAAGGCCUGUUUCGGAUUGAUCCAGUAACAGGUAACAUCACUCUGGAAGAAAAACCAGCACCUACUGAUGUGGGCUUGCACCGAUUGGUGGUCAACAUAAGUGACCUGGGAUACCCUAAGUCUCUGCACACACUUGUGCUUGUUUUUCUUUAUGUUAAUGACACUGCUGGCAAUGCCUCCUAUAUCUAUGACUUGAUUCGCAGGACUAUGGAGACCCCAUUGGACAGGAACAUAGGCGAUAGCAGCCAACCCUAUCAAAACGAGGACUAUCUCACCAUCAUGAUCGCCAUUGUCGCAGGUGCCAUGGUGGUCAUCGUCGUGAUCUUCGUCACCGUUCUGGUGCGUUGUCGCCAUGCAUCAAGAUUCAAAGCAGCUCAGAGGAGCAAGCAAGGUGCUGAAUGGAUGUCCCCAAACCAGGAGAACAAACAAAACAAGAAAAAGAAAAGGAAGAAAAGAAAGUCUCCCAAGAGCUCUCUUUUGAACUUUGUUACCAUCGAAGAGUCCAAACCCGAUGAUGCAGUUCACGAACCCAUCAAUGGGACAAUAAGCCUGCCGGCUGAGCUGGAAGAGCAAAGCAUAGGUAGAUUUGACUGGGGUCCGGCACCUCCAACCACCUUCAAGCCGAACAGCCCUGACCUGGCCAAGCACUACAAAUCCGCUUCUCCACAGCCCGCUUUCCAUCUUAAACCAGACACUCCGGUUUCCGUGAAAAAGCAUCACGUGAUUCAGGAACUCCCGUUGGACAACACCUUUGUCGGGGGUUGUGACACCCUUUCCAAACGCUCUUCCACUAGUUCAGAUCACUUCAGUGCCUCAGAGUGCAGUUCCCAAGGAGGCUUCAAGACAAAGGGCCCCUUACACACCAGACAGACACCUCCAUUCAUAUUUCUGGAGGUCCGGUGAAGACCAACUAACCUAACCUCAUCCUACAGAUGAGCAAGUGUAAGCAUUCUUAGACUCUGCAUUUUGACAUUUUGAUUUUUGUAAACAGUGAAAUAUAAUUAACACCUUUAUAUGCUUUGUCAGCGUCUUGACUCACUAGUGAUUUCUGCAUUUGUAUGAGAGAGAGAGAGAGAGAGACAGAGGGUUAAAAAACCGCUGAUUCUAAUGUACAUGAGCACACUCUCAUAUCACUUAAUUAGAGAUAUCUGUGGUUUCCGUUUUCUCCCUCACUUCUUCCACACCACUGUGUCUACCUAUCAUAACAUCUUUAUUUAUGUUAGGAUAUAAUAAGAAGGGAAAGAGUGAACAUAAACAGGAUCAGAUUUCUUUUUUUCCAAGACUCCUCAUCCAAAAUUUUUGUUUAAACCUUUGAUUACUUAGAUAAUUGAGUGAUUACUUCUAAACAAUGAUCAAUAGAUUCACUUUGAUAUCUGCUUAAUAGAGAAAGUGUGUUCUGGAGGAGAAAAAAAAAAGUCAUCAUUAAAAUUCACUUAAUAGACUUUUGAGCCAUCCAGACGACACCAUAGAAUCACAUAUGAAUCCUAUAAAAAGCAGCAAAAUAAUAAUUGAAUAGUAAGUGGUGUCUAGCUACCAUAUUAUUUUUAGAAAGAUAAAUUUAGUGUCUAAUAGAAUUUACAGAAUAGUUUCUCAAGACUCAAAAUGGACCUUUGAUAAUAUUUGGCCUAUUUAAUUCCUUUUCCACAUGAAGAAAACUGAGAUUACUACAAAAAGUAGUUUGAUAUUUGAAGUAAAAAAAAAAAAAAAAGACUUGGAGAACUGUUAUUUUAAAAACUGUGUCACAUAGGAUACGUCAUUUGAAUGUACCGUUUCUUGCUUUCCUAGCCUGUAAAAUGGAUGUAAUCAGGCCUAAUCCAUAAAGUUGUUAUUAAAUUGAGUGCAUACAUGGGUGCAUGUAGACUUCUGGCCCAUGGUAGGCAGACACUCCAAAAACCUCCCUAUUUUUCGCUUAUUUUUUCCAAGGAUACCAACUUACCACUGACAGAGGCGCCCAAUUUCAUUUAAUACAUGUUCUCUAAGUUUUGUUUUUGGUGGUUUUCUUGAAUUUAAGUUUUGUAUCUUUUUAAAAAUU